Molecule: messenger RNA, 1374 nt
Organism: Musa acuminata subsp. malaccensis (wild Malaysian banana)
Lineage: Eukaryota; Viridiplantae; Streptophyta; Magnoliopsida; Zingiberales; Musaceae
Biological process (GO): negative regulation of DNA-templated transcription
Source: RefSeq, a predicted model, not a curated record
UCACACCAUCUCCUUUCGGUAUGUGAGCACCAGAGAGCGAAGGAAGGACAUGGAGAGCAACAGAAGCAGCAAGAAGAAUGGUGGUGGUAAGCUCACUCAACGACUCGCUCGCAUGUUCCGGUCCUCCUGCAAGCCUUCCACCUCCGUCUCGACCAAUCUGAGCUCCACCGCCUCUACUCGGGCCCUCCUCGACGAUGCUGUCCUUGAACCCGUCUUCGUGCCUUGCCGUCGAGACCGCAGCCUCGGUCGUCCACUCUCUUUCCCUGUACCGAACGAUCGUCUCAGGCAUAAUACGGUGGGCGUCUGCAGCGGCUGCCGGCCGACGCGUGCGGUCGAGUGUGAGCAAUCUUCUCGAUUGAUGAUGAGGAAUGAGAAGUGGAAGGAUCUGAAGGCGAGGAAGAAGGAGAGGAGAGUUAGGGAGACGGGUGGGUACUAUGAGACCGGCGCGUGGGAGGGGAGGACGUGCCCUCCGUCUUCCCCUUCUUCCCCCUCGAACAGUUCUUACUACUACUACUGCUUUAAUGGAGCCAUGAAAGAAGAAACGAAGGAGAUAAAGGUGGUCAAGAUGAAGAAGAAGAAGAAGAAGAAGAGGCUUGCGUCCAACAGCUAUGGGUUCAACUGCUCUUCGUCGAUGGAGAGCAACAAUGACGGAGAUGGAUUCUUUAGCAGCGAAGGAAGGGAAGUCGAGGAAGAGGAGAUGGAGAUGCUCUUCUCAUCGCGGAGCUUCUCCUCCGACUCCUCCGAGUUCUACCAGAGGCCGACGUCCAAGAAGAAGAACAAGAACGUAAAGAAACCCCAGUGGGACAGAAGACGAGGGAGGAAGCGCGAGGCUUGGGGAGUCUGCAAGGGGUUUCAGCGCUUGCUCUCCGUCAGCUCUCCGGCAGGCAGGAAAGAGAAGAAAGGCUUCGCCGUGGUGAAGCGGUCGAGCGAUCCUUACAACGACUUCCGCAGCUCCAUGGUGGAGAUGAUCACCGAACGGCAAAUCUUCGGCGCCCAAGAUUUGGAGUGCCUGCUGCAGUCCUACCUGUCCUUGAACUCUUCCCAUCUCCAUCCACUUAUCCUGCAGGCUUUCUCCGACAUCUGGGUUGUUCUUUUUGGUCACUGAGUUCUGCUAAUUCAAGUCACCGAAUGCUAUCUAUCGCAGUGUCUUAUCUUCUGAUGUAAUCCUAAUCAUGUUCAUCAGUCCUCCGAGAACCAUUCAACUCUGCUGUGUUUCCUUCUCCAUUUCUGUUUACCCCAUGGUUUGGAGCUUGAGCUGGUAUUAAUGGAUCACUUCUACUCUUCAUGGGAGCCAAAGAGGGAAGAUGUUGGAGCCUUGAGGAAUUCUGGUGCAAUAACGUAACAUUGGUCUACUUUUACUCUGAUAUGGAUGCU